AUGGGACAAAAUGUGCCCUUUUCGAAACAAAUGCGUCUAGCCACGAGAGACAUUCACAGUGUAAGUGACGCACUUGUUAACGCAAAGUUAGCAUUCGCCCUUUACGAUAAUCGUGUUUGGGCGGAAGGAUUGCUCAUCUUCUACGACGUCUUUAAACAUCUUGAACAACGCGUACCGCAUGAUUUUCUACCUCCAGAACUACACCGGACGGCACAGUUCGAACAAGAUUUACGCUUCUAUCUCGGCGACGGAUGGUUCGAACGGCACACCCCAAAGCCUGAAGUGCGUGCCUAUUUGAAACACUUGCACGAAAUCGAACAGGAAAAUGCAAACCUGCUGCUGGCGUACGUGUACCAUCUCUACAUGGGUCUUCUGUCUGGUGGACAAAUAUUACAAAAGCGCCGCUCGUUGGGACGUCGGUUUAAUCCAUUUCGACGGGCAGAUGAACGUUCGAUUGAUGGUGCGGCUCUUACCACGUUCGAGGAUAGCAGUAUUUACGAGUUGAAGCAACGCUUACGCAAAAUUGUAGACGAGUUUGGUGCCCGGUUGGACGAGGAAACGCAUCAGCGAAUGUUGGACGAAAGUCGGAAAGUGUUCGAGCUGAACAACACCAUCAUCCGGACAGUGGAGGGCGUCGGUUCAGCAAACGUGCGUAUCGUUGCGUACGUUGCUAUGGCAAUCGCUGGCAUCGUGUUGAUGCAGUACAUUCUACGAAACAAUGCUCACAGUAGACAAGACCAAUAG
This is a messenger RNA of Anopheles marshallii, 744 nucleotides long. It is a transcript of the gene Ho, whose product is annotated as heme oxygenase 1. Gene Ontology annotation, biological process: heme oxidation. Gene Ontology annotation, molecular function: heme oxygenase (decyclizing) activity. The record is from RefSeq and is a predicted model, not a curated record. Bases 1 to 744 code for a protein of 247 amino acids. Lineage: Eukaryota; Metazoa; Arthropoda; Insecta; Diptera; Culicidae. The transcript is spliced from 2 exons.